UAGAAUACCAACUGCAUAAAUCGAGCAAAACCAAAUUCAACACAACAUAAACAACUACCACUUCCCUCUCGUUAACAUUGUUUUCAAUUGUAGAACACAACCUGAAUCCAAGGAUAUGGUCAUUGUAGGGUCACUCUCAAUAAUAUUAUCCCUUCUCAUUGCUUACACUCUCCCUUCUUCUAAUUUAAAUCAAACCUUCUCCUCCAAUUCUCCCCCAGAGCUCAGAAUCUGCAGCUCUAAAAUUUUCAUUCAAAAUUAACCCCUCCGACAUGAAGAACACUAACACCAACACAAAAUUCAUUCUUCUCCACCCAUAUAUCCAGAAACAAGGAAGCUCCAACCGCCUAUGGCUUCUGGCCUUCAUCUCCUUCUUCACCCUGGCCUUCCUCGCCACCCUCAUUUACACCAGAGACACAACCUCAUCCAUCACCACCACCACCUCUUCCACCCCUUUAUCUACUUUCACCAACACCCCUUUGCCUUCCUCCGUCAUCAACACCCUCCUCCACUAUGCCUCCAAAUCCAAUGACACCUACCACAUGUCCCACUCGGAUCUCAAAACCAUCUCCGACGUCCUCCGAAAGUGCUCCUCACCGUGCAACUUCCUCGUCUUUGGCCUCACCCCAGAGACCCUCCUCUGGAAAGCCCUCAACCACAACGGAAGAACGGUUUUCAUCGAUGAAAACCGGUACUACGCCGCGUACUUCGAAGAAAAGCACCCCGAAAUCGAUGCCUACGACGUGCAAUACACGACCAGAAGGAGCGAGAUGAAGGAGCUGAUAGCUUCCGCGAAAGAACAGUCGGGAAACGAGUGCAGGCCGGUGCAGAAUCUUCUGUUUUCUGAGUGCAAGUUAGGACUCAACGAUCUUCCCAACCACGUUUAUGAAGUGGAUUGGGAUGUGAUAUUGGUGGACGGACCGAGAGGUGACUGGCCCGACGCCCCCGGAAGAAUGUCGCCGAUCUUCACCGCCGGCGUACUUGCCCGGAGCAAGAAGAGUGGGAACCCGAAGACGCAUGUGUUUGUGCAUGACUUCUCAGGGAAAGUGGAAAGGGUCUGCGGGAACGAGUUUCUGUGUAAGGAAAAUUUGGUGGAGACAACGCACUCUUUGGGACACUAUAUUCUGGAAAAAAUGGAGGAGAGUAGCGUGAAGUAUUGUAAGGAUCAUAACCACUCAUCAGGGUCUUCUUCUUCGUCUUAAUUAGUUGGUGUAAUCUUCCACGUUACAAUAAACUUUGUGCAGAAGUAUAUCAUAUCAGAGUCAGCCAUGUCGAUAUUUAUGAUCGUUUUAGUUCCAUCGUUUACUUCUUCUUCGCUGGAGCUUGUAAAAGAUAAUUCUUUCUUUCU
Vigna umbellata (rice bean) is the source of this 1345-nucleotide messenger RNA. RefSeq names its product protein IRX15-LIKE. Gene Ontology annotation, biological process: xylan biosynthetic process. The record is from RefSeq and is a predicted model, not a curated record. Lineage: Eukaryota; Viridiplantae; Streptophyta; Magnoliopsida; Fabales; Fabaceae.